Messenger RNA from Rhineura floridana, 4628 nucleotides. RefSeq names its product glycerol kinase (gene GK). Gene Ontology annotation, molecular function: glycerol kinase activity. The record is from RefSeq and is a predicted model, not a curated record. Lineage: Eukaryota; Metazoa; Chordata; Lepidosauria; Squamata; Rhineuridae. The transcript is spliced from 21 exons. Gene Ontology annotation, biological process: triglyceride metabolic process; glycerol-3-phosphate biosynthetic process; glycerol metabolic process. Gene Ontology annotation, cellular component: mitochondrion. Bases 176 to 1903 code for a protein of 575 amino acids.
CGUGUUGGGCAGCGCCCCCUGCCCCGCCUUCAGCCUCUGAUUUGGGAAGCCACGCGCCGCAGUCUAAAGAGUGAAGGGCGCCGGUUCGGGAGCGUCAGUAUUUCGUCUCCCUUCCUUGCCGGGGUAGUAGGGUCGCCUAGGAGACAGGCCGGGGUCGCGCGAACGGAGCCUGCCCAUGGCAGCGCCGCAGGGUGGGGUGAUGGGCCCGCUGGUAGGGGCCAUCGACCAAGGGACCAGCUCCACGCGCUUCCUGGUCUUUAAUGCAAGUACAGCUGAAUUGCUGAGUCACCACCAAGUAGAAAUCCAACAGAAAUUUCCCAAGGAAGGCUGGGUAGAACAAGAUCCAAAGGAAAUACUACGCUCUGUCUAUGAAUGUGUGGAAAGAACAUGUGAGAAACUAAAACAGCUGAAUGUGGACAUUGCCAAUAUAAAAGCUGUUGGGGUCAGCAAUCAGAGGGAGACAACUGUGGUUUGGGACAAACUAACUGGAGAGCCUCUUUAUAAUGCUAUUGUGUGGCUUGACCUAAGAACCCAGUCUACUGUUGAGAGGCUGCUUAAAAAAAUUCCAGGACAGAAUAAAUCCUUUUUUAAGACUAAGACUGGCCUCCCACUUAGUACAUAUUUCAGUGCGGUGAAACUUUGCUGGCUUCUGGACAAUGUGAAGGAGGUCAGAGAAGCGGUUCAGGAGCAACGAGCUCUGUUUGGUACCAUUGAUUCAUGGCUGAUAUGGCUGAAUACUGUCCCUAGUGCAGUACCUAUGGGCACCACAACAUCGUCAGACACCAUCUUGAGUUUGACAGGUGGAAAAAAUGGAGGUAUUCAUUGCACUGAUGUAACCAAUGCUAGCAGAACAAUGCUGUUUAACAUUCAUUCGUUAGAAUGGGAUACUGAACUCUGCAAAUUUUUUGGAGUUCCCAUGGAAAUUCUUCCCAAAGUGCGGAGUUCCUCGGAGAUCUAUGGAUUGAUGAGUUCUGGAGCCUUGAGCGGUGUACCAAUUUCUGGGUGCUUAGGUGACCAGUCUGCUGCUUUAGUGGGACAAAUGUGUUUCAAGGAUGGUCAAGCAAAAAAUACGUAUGGAACAGGCUGCUUCUUACUCUGCAAUACAGGUCAAAAGCCUGCACUUUCUGAGCAUGGCCUUCUGACAACAGUGGCUUACAAACUGGGCAGAGACAAACCUGUGUAUUAUGCAUUAGAAGGCUCUGUUGCCAUAGCUGGUGCUGUUGUCCGUUGGCUGAGAGACAACCUUGGUAUUGCAAAGUCUUCAAAUGAAGUUGAGAAACUUGCUGCUGAAGUGGGCACUUCUUAUGGCUGCUACUUUGUCCCAGCAUUCUCAGGAUUAUAUGCACCGUACUGGGAACCCAGUGCAAGAGGAAUUAUCUGUGGCCUGACUCAGUUUACAAAUAAAAACCACAUUGCCUUUGCUGCACUAGAAGCUGUGUGCUUUCAAACGCGAGAGAUAUUGGAUGCAAUGAAUAAGGAUUGUGGGAUACCAUUAAGCCAGUUACAAGUUGAUGGAGGAAUGACCAACAAUAAGAUCCUUAUGCAGCUUCAAGCUGACAUUCUGUGUAUUCCAGUAGUAAAGCCAUCCAUGCCUGAAACCACAGCACUGGGAGCAGCUAUGGCAGCAGGAGCUGCAGAAGGAAUAGGAGUCUGGAGUCUGAAUCCUGAUGACUCUACAGCAGUGACAUGUGAACGUUUUGAGCCACAGAUCAAUCCUGAGGAAAGUGAGUAUCGCUAUACCAGGUGGAAGAAAGCUGUUCAAAAGUCAAUGGACUGGGAAACAACAGAACCACAAGUAGAUGGUGAAACUAGUAUCUUCUGUAGUCUGCCUUUGGGCUUUUUUAUAAUGAGUAGCCUGUUAAUGUUAAUCGGAGCAAAGUACAUCUCAGGUAAUUGCAAAUGAGGUUCCUUAAUGGAUUUCCAGGAGACUACAGCAUCUGAAGAGAAUCUGGUGCUCUCUACCAAUAUUACGGCAUUGUUUUGACUCAGUUUAUUGUCAAAAUAACUUGUGAAAAUUUAGGAAAGGACUUAAAUGUGGAAUAAGGAACACACACAAUAUUGCUCCCACCUGUUCCCUACUUAAAUGGAAAGUGGGAUAUAAACCUUUUGUUAGCUUCCUAUCUGUCACCAUCUGUUUCAUGUAUUUUGACAUGGAAAAUUGCCAUAAAGAAAGGGGUUAUGUUAUUUGUAAACUUUAUGGUUCAAGAACUUAGCACUGUAUAUACAUCUGUAAAGUCAUAGUGGCUUUUCCCAGUUCCUAGAAAAUUGUCUAUAAUGAUGUCUGCCAAAGUAAUUUCUCUAGUGAUCAAUGGAGAAACAACUGUUUUUAUCAUGAUCAGUUCAUCUCUUCCAAUACUUAAGUCUUUGAUUGUGCUUUUUUCUUAAACAAAAACCUGAUUGACUGAUUUAUUAUCUUAUGUUCAUGUGAAUUGUUCAUCAGUACUGAGAACCCUAAAUCCUGCAAGCAUCAUAAGUUAUUAAAAAGGUUAUGUGUUUUUUUCAAAUGUAAAAAAUAGGCUUUCAUGUACAUUGGCAAGCCAGAGACCUUGGCAGCAAAGAAGCUCCACAUGUGAAGUACUUUAAUAUAAAAUUAGUGUUUAACAGGCAACAGUAGAAAUGGGAAGCUAAGAUGUAAGGAUAGUUUUAGAUACACUUGUCAUGUUUUCUUUUGGUGGGUACAACUUCCCAUUGUCAGGUUGUGUUAGAGCUGGUGGUGGAAUGGGAUUUUUUGCGCUACUUCAUUUGGUGUAAAGGUCAGAAGCAAAAGCUGCCUCUUAGCAUGGCAGCAUUCUGGGCAGUGGCAUUGUGUUUUUUGGGUGCAAGUACCAGUUUUUAGGAAUCAAAACAAAAACACUAGUUGCUAACCAAAAACUUUACUACUAAGUUGAAUCUUUUUCAAAUGAUACCAUCUAAAAUCAUUGGAGGGAAUUGUUUGGGAGAGGGAUUUCUUAACAGAAACAUUACUACAAACCUGUCUGUCAGCUCACAGGCUGAUUCCCUUUCCCUUUUUUUUUUUGCCUUCACUACCACCACCCAUUUACGAAACUUGGAAUGCUCCAAUAGAAUAGAGAAACAGAGUGGGAAAUGGAAUGAGGGAAGCAAGCAAAUACAAAUAUCCCUUUGAAUGUAGCAGGGUAUCAUCAGAAGCCCCCCAGGUCUUCCAAAACAUGUCCUCCACAUUGUCUUUUUCUCUAACUGCCAAUUCUAUUUGUAUCUGGAAGGGUUUUGCUUUCCACACCAAUAAAAUUAGUUGGACAUGAGAAUUUGUUGGAUCCAGUCUGCCUUGUUCUUGGAGAUGCCUCAGAUUGCUGGACUGUACCCAGAAAAUGGCUGCAGAAAAUAGCUGCCAUGUGGAUAAAUGAUAUAGCUUACUUCCUACCAUAAAAUCUAACAUGAAAUGUUAUUUUUGGUAAAUAAAGAGACUGUGGUGUUAUCGUAACAUGAAAUUGCCUGAUUUGAAAGUUCAAUGUGGGAACAUUCUGAAUGACAGCAGUAUUUCUAAGUAUGUGCAACUUAGGAGGCUAAAGGAAAUGUGCAUGCUCAAAAUGUUUCCAUGUCUGUUUUGUGAGACAUUGCCUCCACUCUUUCAGAAUAUGUGUAUACCAUCACUUAGGAAAUAUUAAACAUGGAAAAUGCAAAGGAUAUUUGGUCUUUACAGGAUGCUUAAUAUAAAUAUCUUUUCAUUAAGUGCAAUGGAAGUCUAAAACGGUCUCUGAAACUGCUGCACACUGCGUUUUGUCUAGAAUACUCUUGACAAGUACACAGCAUUGUCACUUAAAUGUAGCUUAGGUUUUAAAUGUUUCAGCAUGUCGAUAAAUGUAAUGAUGAAAGCAAUUUGGAAUCUUGGUUUAUGUCAAGACUCAUCUGUACAUAUGAACUUGAGAGUAGGAUUUGUGAAACUCCAAAAGUUAACUUGCACAGACACAAUGUAGUUUGGCCCAUAUUUGGCAAGCCAAGGUUUUUCCCUGCUUGCACAAGCCUUGUGCAAUUACAAUGUGUUGUGUUUUUUCCAUGGGCUUGGCUUUCAGAGGAAAGUGGGAAGGGAGAGGGUCCAGUCUUUGGGAAGCUGGAUAAACUGCAUUUGUACUGGGAAGCCCACGGAAUGGACACAGACAUGGAAUGGUAAGUGUGCCAUAAUACUGCGUUUCAGAGAUACAGGUUAAGUGCCAAAUACUAACCCUUUUUUCCAAAUAAACGAUGAAACAGCAAACCAUAAAUGAACUUGGAAAUCACUUAUUUCUUGAGCUGCCUUCAUGUGUGUUCUAUUGCUGCUUUGUUCAACGUACUGUCAUGGGCAGCGUCAACUACAGUUUCUGGGAGUGUAUAGGACAUUAAAUUAUUUUUGUGAGAUUGUAAUUACAGUUGCAAUUUUGUAAAAUAUACUUCAUUUUUUUCUACAAAACAAUUAAAUUAACUGUGGAAAUCCUGUUCACUUUGCAAAUACAAACGUGGGUUUUUUUUCUAUAUAUUGUGACAUCUUCAAGUUCUGCAAUGGACACAUAGAAAGUAUGUAACAGCAACACUGGCUGGUUUUGCACUGCUGGGAAUAAAUGUGACUAAAAUGACCUAGAUCUUGUUUGCAAUUAUGUUUGCAAUGGAAGCCCUGAAUAAAAUUAAAAUGAAAUCUG